UUCCUGCUGAUAUUUCCAUAUUUAGCAACGAAGAAGAUGCCUGGCACUCCAAUGGAGCGAGACAGUAACAUGUUAGGGAAGCUGCAGAGCGAACGGACGCAAGACGAACCGAAGUGCGAGUCAGUUGUGCGAGAGAUUACGCAAACUGAUCGGCUGAAUAAGAAGUUGCUCGUGUCGGUUUUGGAGCGUAUGAAAAAGUCAGACGGACAGUUUGAUAAAUUUAUGGAGGACGGGAGAGGAAGUUGCCAAUCGCACGACGACAGCGAUUUUUAAGACGACCUGUAAAUCUGAGUAUC
Molecule: messenger RNA, 296 nt
Organism: Trachymyrmex septentrionalis
Lineage: Eukaryota; Metazoa; Arthropoda; Insecta; Hymenoptera; Formicidae
Exons: 2
Coding region: 37-273 (78 amino acids)
Source: RefSeq, a predicted model, not a curated record